AUGCAGGGAGGCGGCGCGGGGCGCUCGGUGGUCGGCGGCCACUGCGCUGGGCUCAGCCUGCCUUCGCCUCCAGCGCGCCGCGCGCCGAGGAAGAGGGCCGGCCUGGGAGGAGCGCGCCGGGGCCGGGCGGGGACGGAGCCGGAGCGGGGGCCAGCGCGGGGUGCAGGUCCUGCCGGCCACCGGGAGAGGCGGAGGCGGAGAGCAAGGGAGAGUCGGUGUGUCCGUAACUCCCCUCCGCCCGCCGCCCGGGGCUCGGCUCCCCACGUCCGCUCGCUCGCAGGAUGCUCUUCACCUCGCCAGCUCGCCAAGGAUGCGCCCUUCUGCCUGGCGCAAGCCCGGGAUGUCCCUGAACAGAGAAGACAAAGGCUAAACUGGGAAGCGUUCGCUGAGCUCCACAGGAGGGCACACCGCGGAGCCGCCUGCGCCGGCAGUUUUGGCGCAGCGCAAGGCCUGGGCACUCAUCCUCAGCCACCCUGUCGUUCCUGCAGCGAGCGCGACAGUCUCCAGAGCAGGCUGUCCCCUGUCCCCACGGAGCCCCUUUCCCGACAUCCUCACCGAGCUUGUUUCCUAGACUCGCAGCAUCUCUUUCAGCCUUUCCAAAUCUGCGCAUUCUUCCUCCCUUUCCCCUGGCCGAUUCCUCAGAGACCACCAUAGGCCCUCUCCCAUUUCCCCCACUUCUUCCUGUCCUCUGCUUGGAUUUGACUUCAGUAGCACCUAGAACAGGAUGCACAUCAAAGCUGAAAAGCUAAAUUUGUAUUUCCAUAUGCCCUGGCGUUUGUUUUUAAUUCUAUUAACUAAGUAUGCUCUUUGCAGCCGGCUGGGUGAUGGACAGCGGAACAGUGUUUUCACUGCUCUCUUCUCUUCGGCUCCAGCUGCAGGUCUUUUGGAGGACAUUUUCAAAGGACCAAGAAGUUGGGGCACAUGUAAAAUGCUAUGCUGGGAGCCCCUUAAUUGGAAAAUUGUGGGAGGGUUUGUUGGGACUGUGUGGAAAGUUUUCUCCAAAUCAAAGAGUUUGGCUAGGCUCCUGCUCCCUUUGAAUAAGCAAGAUUUACAAAUGUAGCCCAGGGCCACCUUGUUAGACCAUACCCGGUCUUAAAGCCAAGACCAGCUGCCUUAGACUGUACUCCAACCAUCCCCCACCUGGGAAAAGGGUGAGAACUGCCAAUUCAUCAGCGUCCUCACAACAGGAUCACAGAAAUAAGGGGGGGAGGCAUAUCUGUCACACUGGCCACUCACACCCGCCACCACCCUGUCCGGCCUGCGAACACGAGCAUUGGUGUGGGAGUUGAUGGCAGCUGACAUUCAUCUGUGGCUGUCAGCAUAGCCCCUCAGCUUGCUUUUAUUAAAAACCAAUGUCUACUGAGUACCAGGCAACCUGGGGGCUUGUGGAGGAACCGCUGAGCACAAUGGCCCCCUGGACCUUCUGCCUCUUAAUAAAUAUUAUCUUCCCAGUGGGAAA
Molecule: messenger RNA, 1459 nt
Organism: Psammomys obesus (fat sand rat)
Lineage: Eukaryota; Metazoa; Chordata; Mammalia; Rodentia; Muridae
Exons: 3
Coding region: 1-654 (217 amino acids)
Source: RefSeq, a predicted model, not a curated record